This is a messenger RNA of Acipenser ruthenus (sterlet), 10414 nucleotides long. RefSeq names its product DNA polymerase epsilon catalytic subunit A-like. Gene Ontology annotation, molecular function: zinc ion binding; protein binding; DNA-directed DNA polymerase activity. The coding region runs from base 329 to 7240 and encodes 2303 amino acids. Gene Ontology annotation, cellular component: nucleus; epsilon DNA polymerase complex. Gene Ontology annotation, biological process: DNA replication; DNA replication proofreading; base-excision repair, gap-filling. NCBI's taxonomy places the organism in Eukaryota, Metazoa, Chordata, Actinopteri, Acipenseriformes, Acipenseridae. The transcript is spliced from 49 exons. The record is from RefSeq and is a predicted model, not a curated record.
GCACCACCGCUUCUCGCGGGAAGUGAUGACAAGCGCGCCAAGUUUUGCAAAGAGAGAGUCAGAGUGCAAAACUUAAAAAGAGCUGCUUGUCGAAUCGGUACCACAGUUCUAGAGCUGGGGUCGGAGACGUGGGUUUGUGGAAUGCCACCAGUCCGGGCGUGCUAUAACAGACUAUAACAGUAUUUGGUAGAUCGGGAGCAUUGACUGGUAUAGUGCUGUGUGACCCCAACAUACUGACAGAUAUACAGAGCACGGAUGAUAACGACGCUUGCUGAGGAUACAGCGAGUAAGAAUCCGGACAGGGCAGCGAGGCUAACAUCAACACAUAAUGGUUCUGCAAAACAGCGGAAGAUUCAAAGCGGACCGGGACCGGGGCCAGAGCGGAGACCAAGAAAACCAGCAGGAUGAUGCCUCGGCGAUGUCCGCUCUUAAGCGGCUGGAGCGCAGUCAGUUCACAGACGAGAUGGACGCGCGCUUCGGCUUCGAGAGGAUGAAAGAUCCAGGAGAGAAGACAGGCUGGCUCAUCAACAUGCACCCGACGGAGAUCCUAGACGAUGACAAACGCAUGGUCAGUGCCGUCGAUUAUUACUUCAUUCAGGAGGACGGCAGCAGGUUUAAGGUUGCACUUCCCUUUAAACCCUAUUUCUACAUAGCAAGUAAGAAGGGCUGCGAGAGAGAGGUGAUCUCCUUCCUCUCUAAGAAGUACCAGGGGAAAAUCGCCAAGCUGGAGGUCAUGCCCAAGGAGGACCUGGAUCUGCCCAAUCACCUGGUGGGUCUGAAGAGGAACUACGUCAAGCUGUCCUUCAACACCGUCGACGACCUCAUCAAAGUGAGGCGCGAGAUCUCUCCAGCCGUGAGGAAGAACCGGGAGCGCGAGAAAUCCAACGAUGCCUACACCGCCAUGCUGUCCAGUGCGCUGGCAGGGGGCAGCAUGACUACCCUGGACGAUGAUGGCCCCUCCAAAAAGAUCACCGACCAGCUGGACAACGUUGUGGACCUGCGGGAGUACGACGUGCCCUACCACGUGCGGCUGUCCAUCGACCUGAAGAUCCACGUGGCUCACUGGUAUAACGUGCGUUACCGUGGCAGCGCCUACCCCCCAGAGAUUGUGCGCAGGGAUGACUUGGUGGAGCGGCCGGACCCGGUCGUGUUGGCGUUCGAUAUUGAGACCACCAAGCUGCCCUUGAAGUUCCCCGACGCGGAGAGCGACCAGAUCAUGAUGAUGUCAUACAUGAUCGAUGGACAGGGCUAUCUGAUCACAAACCGUGAGAUUGUGUCGGAGGAUAUUGAGGAUUUUGAGUUCACCCCCAAACCAGAGUACGAGGGCCCCUUCACUGUGUUUAAUGAGCCUGAUGAGGCCCGUUUGAUUCAGAGAUGGUUUGAACACAUCCACGAGACCAAGCCCAACAUCUUCGUCACCUACAAUGGAGACUUCUUCGACUGGCCCUUUGUGGAGACGCGGGCAGCACAGCACGGCCUUGACAUGUACCGCGAGAUCGGCUUUCAGAAGGACAGCCAGGGAGAGUACAAGGCCAGCCAAGCCAUUCACAUGGACUGCUUCAGGUGGGUGAAGCGAGACAGCUAUCUGCCGGUGGGCAGUCAAAACCUGAAGGCGGCAGCGAAGGCCAAGCUGAGCUACGACCCCGUGGAGCUGGACCCGGAGGAAAUGUGCCGCAUGGCCACGGAGCAGCCGCAGACAUUGGCGACCUAUUCGGUGUCAGAUGCUGUUGCCACUUACUACCUGUACAUGAAGUACGUGCACCCCUUCAUCUUCGCGCUGUGCACCAUCAUUCCUAUGGAGCCUGAUGAGGUCCUGCGGAAGGGCUCUGGCACGCUGUGUGAGGCUCUCCUGAUGGUCCAGGCCUUCCACGCCAACAUCGUCUUCCCCAACAAGCAGGAGCAGGUCUUCAACAAGCUGACUGACGACGGCCACGUGCUGGACUCUGAGACCUAUGUGGGGGGCCACGUGGAGGCGCUGGAGUCCGGGGUCUUCCGCAGCGACAUCCCCUGCCGCUUCAAAAUGAACCCGGCCGCCUUCGACUUCUUGCUGCAGCGAGUGGAGCAGACCCUGCGGCACGCCAUCGAGGAGGAGGAGAGCAUCCCCAUGGAGCAGGUCACCAACCUGGACGAGGUGUGCGAGGAGAUUAAGAAGAAGCUGGUCUCUCUGAAGGAGGUGCCCAACAGGAUCGAGUGUCCCCUCAUUUACCAUCUCGACGUGGGGGCCAUGUACCCCAAUAUCAUCCUCACCAACCGGCUGCAGCCUUCUGCCAUGGUGGACGAGGCCACUUGUGCCGCCUGUGACUUCAACAAACCUGGAGCCAACUGCCAGAGGAAGAUGGCAUGGCAAUGGAGAGGAGAGUACAUGCCCGCGUCACGCAGUGAGUACCACCGCAUUCAGCAGCAGCUGGAGUCCGAGAAGUUCCCGCCCUUCUUCCCGAACGGGCGCCCCCGGGCCUUCCACGAACUGAACCGCGAGGAGCAGGCGAGGCACGAGAAGAAGCGGCUGGGAGAUUACUGCCGCAAGGCCUACAAGAAGGUGCGCAUCACGCGGCUGGAGGAGCGCGUCACCACCAUCUGCCAGCGGGAGAACUCUUUCUACGUGGACACCGUGCGCGCUUUCAGAGACCGCCGCUACGAGUUCAAGGGGCUGCACAAGGUGUGGAAGAAGAAGCUGUCUGUGGCCCAGGAGAGCGGGGACGCUGCUGAGGUGAAGCGCUGCAAGAACAUGGAGAUCCUCUACGAGUCCCUGCAGCUCGCUCACAAGUGCAUCCUCAACUCCUUCUACGGCUACGUCAUGAGAAAGGGGGCACGCUGGUACUCCAUGGAGAUGGCUGGGAUUGUGUGCCACACUGGAGCCAACAUCAUCACACAGGCUAGGGAGCUGGUGGAGCAGAUUGGGAGACCCCUGGAGCUGGAUACAGACGGGAUCUGGUGCGUCCUCCCCAACACCUUCCCUGAGAAUUUCGUUGUCAAGACGACCAACGAGAAGAAGCCCAAGGUGACGAUCUCCUACCCUGGAGCCAUGCUGAACAUCAUGGUCAAGGAGGGCUUCACCAAUCACCAGUACCAGGAACUGAAGGACCCAACCUCGCUCACUUACGAGACUCGCUCAGAGAACAGCAUCUUCUUUGAGGUGGACGGGCCUUACCUAGCCAUGAUCCUACCUGCCUCCAAGGAGGAGGGCAAGAAACUGAAGAAGAGGUACGCUGUGUUCAACGAGGACGGCUCUCUGGCUGAGCUCAAGGGCUUCGAGGUGAAGCGCAGGGGGGAGCUGCAGCUUAUCAAGAUCUUCCAGUCCUCCGUGUUCGAGGCCUUCCUCAAGGGCACCACGCUGGAGGAGGUCUACGCCUCCGUGGCCAUGGUGGCAGAUUACUGGCUGGACGUGCUCUACAGCAAGGGUGCCAACAUGCCGGACGCGGAGCUGUUCGAGCUGAUCUCGGAGAACCGCUCCAUGUCGCGCCGGCUGGAGGACUACGGAGAGCAGAAGUCCACGUCCAUCAGCACGGCCAAGCGGCUGGCGGAGUUCCUGGGUGACCAGAUGGUGAAGGACGCCGGGCUGAGCUGCCGCUACAUCAUCGCCAGGAAACCGGAGGGCUCGCCCGUCACAGAGAGAGCCAUCCCGCUGGCCAUCUUCCAGGCAGAGCCCAGCGUCCGCAAGCACUAUCUGCGCAAGUGGCUGAAGACCCCUGCCUUGCAUGAAAUGGAUAUCCGCACUAUCCUCGACUGGAACUAUUACAUUGAGAGGCUGGGCAGUGCCAUCCAGAAAAUCAUCACCAUCCCUGCCGCCCUGCAGCAGGUAAAGAACCCCGUUCCGAGGGUGCGGCACCCCGACUGGCUGCACAAGAAGCUUCUGGAGAAGAACGACAUCUACAAGCAGAAGAAGAUCAGCGAGCUGUUCAGCAGUGAGGGAAAGAAACAGGUGGUGUCUCACCAGCCGGCAGGCAGCAGCAGUGAAGGCGGGGGGGUGGGUGACAUGGAAGACUUUGGGGUGAAGCGGGGCCCCCUGCAGCCCGCCAUCCCCAUCAGCACCAAGCGGAAGCGCGUCUCUCUGGGGGAGGAGAGCCAGGCGGAGUCCCAGGAGCUGGAGCUCACGCAGUCCUGGAGGGAGAUCCUGGGGCCGCCCCCGCCCAGCGGGAACACACGGGAGGACAGGCUGGUCUGGCUUCGUUAUCACAAGAAGAAGUGGGAGCUGCAGGCUCGGCAGCGGCGGGAGCGCACCAAGAAGCGCAGGCUGGCGGACGGGGAGGUGCAGCCCGCGGGGGGAGGAGCCAUCCGGGGCGGCCCGACCACGGGGCUGGGCGGCUUCCUCAGGAGAACCGCCCGCAGCAUGCUGGACCUGCCCUGGCAGAUCGUGCAGAUAGCAGAGACGAGUCGGCCGGGUCUUUUCAAGCUCUGGGCGGUGGUCGGCUCUGACCUGCACUGCAUGAAGCUCAAUAUCCCGAGAGUCUUCUACGUGAACCAGCGAGUGCCCAAGCAAGAGGAGGGGGCCUUGUACAAGAAGGUGAGCCGGAUCCUGCCGCGCUCCAACGUGGUGUAUAACCUGUACCAGUACUCUGUGCCCGAGGAGAUGUACCAGGAGCACAUCAACGAGAUCAACGCAGACCUCUCCGCGCCCGAUAUCGAGGGGGUCUAUGAGACACAGGUUCCCCUGCUGUUCAGAGCCCUGGUCCAACUGGGCUGCGUCUGCAUGGUCAACAAGCAGCUGUCUCGAGAGAUGGCCGGCCGGGAGGCUGACACCUUUGACCUAGAGCACCUUGAAAUGAGGUCACUGGCCCAGUUCAGCUACCUGGAGCCAGGCAGUGUGCGUCACAUCUACCUGUACCACCACGGCCAGGGCAACAAGACUCUGUUUGGACUCUUCAUUCCGUCCCAGCGCAAGGCCAGCAUCUUCGUCUUGGACACGGUCCGCAGUAACCAGAUGCCCAGCCUGACGGCCCUGUACGCUGCAGAGCGUGCCGCCCUGCUGGAGAAGCUGGGGGAGGACCUGUUGCCCCCCGAGAAACACACCUUCGAGGUGCGGGCUGAGAGCGACCCCAAGACUGUCUACCGGGCUCUGCAGAGGGCACUGCUCAACUACAAGGACGAGCGCCGCGGGCCCACCCUCAUCGCGGUGCAGUCCAACUGGGAGCUGCGGCGGCUGGCGGCCGGGAUGCCAGUGCUGGAGGAGUUCCCCGUGGUGCCGGUGCACGUGGUGGACGAGAUCAGCUACAGCGUGCUGGACUGGCAGCGCCACGGGGCACGGAGGAUGCUGCGGCACUAUCUCAACCUGGACAGCUGCCUCUCGCAGGCCUUUGAUAUGGCCAGGUACUUUCACCUGCCGGUGGGUAACCUGCCCGAGGAUGUGUCCACCUUCGGCUCGGACCUGUUCCUGGCGCGGCACCUCCGCCGCCACAACCACCUGCUGUGGCUCUCCCCCACCGCGAGGCCUGACCUGGGGGGCAAGGAGGCAGACGACAGUCGUCUGGUGAUGGAGAACGAGGAGAGGAGCUCUGUGGAGCUCAACACUCAAGGCUGCUACUCCACAGUGUGCGUGGAGCUGGACCUGCAGAGCCUGGCUGUCAACACCAUCCUGCAGUCUCAACACGUCAACGACAUGGAGGGCGGAGCCAGCAUGGGGGUGAGCUUCGACGUCAUCCAGCAGGCCUCCCUCGAGGAGAUGAUGUCAGGCAACCAGGGCGCAAGCUCGCUGGCCAGCUACGACGAGACUGCCCUCUGCUCCAACACCUUCAGGAUUCUGAAGAGCAUGGUGGUGGGCUGGGUGAAGGAGAUCACUCAGUUUCACAACGUCUACGCUGAUAAUCAGGUGAUCCACUUCUACCGCUGGCUACGCUCCCCCAGCUCGCUGCUGUACGACCCGGCGUUGCACCGCACCCUGCACAACAUGAUGAAGAAGGUCUUCCUGCAGCUGGUAGCUGAAUUCAGGCGCCUGGGUUCCUCUGUGGUUUAUGCCAACUUCAACCGCAUCAUCCUGUGCACCAAGAAACGAAGGAUUGAGGACGCCAUCGCGUACGUGGACUACAUCACCAACAGCAUUCAUUCCCGGGAGAUUUUCCACUCUCUCUCCAUCUCCUUCUCUCGCUGCUGGGAGUUCCUGCUCUGGAUGGAUCUGGCAAACUACGGGGGGAUCAAAGGCAAACUGCCGUCCAGCGUGCACUACGGAGAGGAGGACAAGAGCAGCUCAGCACGCCGCCGGCGAGAGGAGCAGGAGGAGGGCAGUGAGGAUGAAGAUGAAGAGACAGCGCCGCCUGGUGGUGAGGAGGAGGAGCAGCUGGAGAGCGAGGAUGUGGAGGAGCUCAUCGAGAGUAACUGGAACAUCAUGCAGUACCUGCCUCAGACCGCGUCCUGCCAGAGCUACUUCCUAAUGAUCGUCUCCGCCUAUAUCGCAGCUGUCUAUCACAGCAUGAGGAAGGAGCUACGCCGCAACGCUCCGGGAGCCACGCCCAUCAAGCGGAGGGGGGGCAGCCAGGUUUCCCAGGAGGCCAUGGGUGACAGCAACGCUCUGCCUGGGAUGAUCACAUUCUCCCAGGAGUAUGUCUCCAGCGAGCUCACCCAGAACUUCUUCACCAUCACCCAGAAGAUCCAGAAGAAGGUGACUGGUUCGAGGAACACCACAGAGACCUCGGAAAUGUUCCCAGUGCUGCCGGGAUCCCACCUGCCCCUCAACAACCCAGCGCUGGAGUUCAUCAAAUACGUCUGCAAGGUGCUGUCUUUAGACUCCAACAUCACCAACCAGGUGAACAAGCUGAAGAGGGACCUGUUGCGGCUGGUGGACGUGGGUGAGUUCUCUGAGCACGCCCAGUUCAAGGACCCCUGCCAGUCCUACAUCCUGCCCGAAGUCAUCUGCCGGCACUGCAACUUCUGCCGAGAUCUGGACUUGUGCAAGGACCCCUCGGUGGUGCAGGAUGGUGUCGUGACUCCGCAGUGGUUCUGUUCUAACUGCCAGGCGCAGUACGAGACGGACGCCAUCGAGACUGCCCUGGUGGAGGCUCUGCAGAAGAAGCUCAUGACCUACACCCUGCAGGACCUGAUCUGCACGAAGUGUAAAGGGGUCAAGCAGGCCAACAUGCCCAUCUACUGCAGCUGUGCCGGAGACUUCAGCCUCAGCCUGUCCAUUAAGGGAUUUUCCGAGCAGAUCGGCGUCUUCCGGAACAUCGCUGCUCACUACAGCAUGCCCUUCCUGCGGGAGAACAUCGACUGGAUGCUGCAGAUGAACCCUGAGCUGGGCAAGGAGAAGGCGUGACCCCCAAACAGAGCAGCCUGGAACUGCAGCGUGCCCCCUGGAACUGGGAAAGGGGGGUUCUGUUUCCCUGUAAUGCAAGCUGGUCCCUUUUUAGAGGCUCUCGCCAAUACUGCUGGCUCUAAUCUGUGUAAAGCACAGCGCCACAGGUGCAGAUGUCUUUUUGUAUUGUUGGUUUCUGGGCGCAGGACUGGCAACUGUGUACAAUGUGGUUUGAGGUGAAGGGAGAGGUUCAGACUUGACUGAAGUGCCUAGGCUGGGGUUAUCGCAGGAAUUUCUGUCUAGUUUUCUAUGUAAAGGUGUGUGUGUGUGUGUGUGUGUGUGUGUGUGUGUGUGUGUGUGUGUGUGUCUGUGUCUAUAUAUGUAUACUUGUAUGUACAAGCCUUAAGUAACUGGCCUUGCUGCUUUAUCCAAAUUGAACAGCUUUCACUGGUAAGGCUUCCAAUGUGGGUACCUGUUUUAUUUAUUUUUGUAUUUGUGAUCCAUGUUUUUGAAAGAAACUCCAACCUUUUAUAUUGAAUUCAGAAUUAAUCUGAAGUAGUGUGUUUAAAAAAAAAAAAAAAAAAAAGACAAAAACAAUAUAUUUUGUUGAACAUACCUGUAAAGAUUUCUAAAUAAUCUUGCUACUUUUUAAAACUGCACUUAAUGUUUCAUAGUAAACAUAAUAUUUGUGAUAAAUACGACACAUUCCCUUUUGGGUACCAAUAUUCUCAACCGGAGGAAGCAGUGCCAGGCGCGAGAGGAUGGAUUGCUGGGAUUCGCAGCGUGGACGGGUUUAGUACUUAGUUAGUUUUUGAAGUUGAGUAAUAAAUAAAUAAAUGCAUGUAUUGUUGUUUUCCAUGGUGAUUUGUAAGUGCAACCUGCAAGGGCUCCUGACGCUGUUUCAGAUUUAGCAGAGAGGAGGACAAAGGAACAGAAAUGGAAGCAGAGUAAAAGGAAGUUUAGAACAGAAAGGUAGGAAGCACUUUUUUUAAACAGUUAUAAAUGCAUGGAAUAGCCUACCAGGUGAUGUCAUAGAAUCUAAAACACAGGGAACAUUUAUUAAAAGAGGACGAGAUUCAGUGCUUUUUAAAUGAGUUCCCCCAGUAAGGGAGACUGGUGUGUUAACAAGGGACGAGCCUUGAUGGGCUGAAAUGGCCUUUUCUCAUCCCCAAACUCUUGUAAUGUUCUUGUGGUGUCAGGAAUUGUAUUUACACAUUUAUUUGUCAUGUGGGUGACACAAAAAUUUAAACAUGCCACAUGUUUUUUGCCCAACCCCUGUACUUGGACCAUGGUGUACAUAUUGUCUAUUGGGAUUCAAUGAAUGAAAAGGCUCCUUCUGCUCUGAUAUUGCAGUAUUUGGUCAGCAGGGGGCACUCUUAUCACCUGCGCUGUGGGUUGGGCUGCCUGUAUUGACACUUUGUGUUAAACAAUGGAUCUCAACAGGAUUAUUUUCAUCACAAUACAUUUCAGGGGAGCAAAAUAAAAGGCUGUCUUGAAUUUAUGCAUUUACAUUACAUUACAUUUAACUUGGUAAAAAAUAGUCUUACUGAUCCUUAUACUAAAUCCUGAUAGAACAAUAAACAAAAAAAAAAAAGUAAUGAAAUAAAUCUGAUUCCCUGGCGCGGCAGCUAACCACACAUUCCUUCAUUGAAUAUAGAAGGAAAGCAUUAAUAUCUAUAAAUCGAUAUAAAUAAAUACAUUAUCCUAGAUGUCUGAAACCCUACGAUGUUAAUUAUUAAAGAGGGUAUAAUGUGACUGCACUAACAUGUGACACAGCAUGCUGCGUAUGAUCAAUUGAGUGAGCUGUCUCAUUGGCAUGCUAGGGCUGAGAACACAGUCUCCCACAGGUGGUUAGCAAAGAGAAGAAGAAUGACUGCUGUCUGGUUUGUAUCCUUAUCCUCGUCUAACCACUCCAUCCACCCGCUAUGUUUAAAUCAUCGCUGUAGUGACCCAGAGCUUCACAUAGGAAGAUCAAUGCAGUGAUUAGCUCUUGAGUGAUUCAGACACUGCCUAGCGUUUGGUAAGACCAGUAUGAAGUGUGCUAGUUGUGCAGUUUCUGGUUGUCAUUGUGACAUAAUGGUGUGAUCCCUUUGAAUAUUCACAGCAGUAGCUUAAUUAAGUAUAGUAAGUAAGCAGGGAUGGAAAUAAGACUCCUAUCGCAUAGCAGUUUCACCCACUCCAGAUUUUACUAUGAGCUUGAUUAGCCACGGUGUAUAGGUAAUAAGUGUGUCAUAUUAAACCCUUAGGGAAACCAGCAAUGGAUCAAACUGCUAUGCAAUGGGAGUCUUAUUUCCGUCUCUGAGUAUGUAUAGUAAAACAUUUUUUACAGUAUUAGUUCAGCUAUCGAGAAUAAUGAAGGCACCCAGGGAAUGCCAUAAGAACAUGGGUGAUGCCAAAUCCAAUGUAAUCCAAUGGCCAGACAGGUAGUGGAUGUUAAAGGUUUGGGUUGGUCUAGCUAGCCCGUUUAGAGAACGCUGCUUCAUUGCCAAGACCAGCUAAGACACAGAUGAGCUGCCUGGGUCUCUUCCUGUUUUUGAGAAGAGACACGAUUCUUCUUCUUUGAAACAAGAUAUUUUAUUUUCAUUUGUGAAGUCGAUUUUCUGUUUUUCCAAUGCCAGUCCAUCCUAUACCCAGGCCAGCCUGGGGAGAGAGGCAUUGAGUGAGUGAAUUACAACUCCAUUACAGCCAUCAAUUCCCAGCAAUCAAAUCACACCUCUUUAUUACCUUACCAUAGUCUCCUAGCAAUACCUUUUAAUAACAGGGUUAGUGCACCAAUCAAGUCUAACCCCGUGCCCUGAGAAGCUCAGAAUCCUUCACAACCCCUCUAAAUGGAUGCAGGGCAUUCUGGAGCUGGGAUGGUGUGUGCCUUGGCAAUGACAUUUCUAUCAGUACUUAGUUCCUUACAGUACAGGGAUGGAAAUAAGACUCCUAUUGCAUAGUAGUUUCACCCAUUUGAGGUAGCUUGAUUAGCUACAGUGUAUCAGGAACAAGUUCAGGUGGGUCUUAUUAAAUGCCUAGUAAAACCAGGAAUGGAUAAAACUGCUAUGCAAUAGGAGUCCACCCAUGCAGUAUAACUGAAGAUCCUUGCAUUCUGUAUUUAAAUGAGUUUUCCACGCCACCAAGCACCUCUGUUCCUCGGCACUGUUUUAUGUACUGCAUAGAAAAAGAACACACAAUUCAAAUAUGUUUAAAAUA